Molecule: messenger RNA, 507 nt
Organism: Naegleria lovaniensis
Lineage: Eukaryota; Heterolobosea; Eutetramitea; Acrasida; Naegleriidae
Exons: 3
Coding region: 1-507 (168 amino acids)
Biological process (GO): mitotic DNA damage checkpoint signaling; protein phosphorylation
Cellular component (GO): nucleus; cytoplasm
Molecular function (GO): protein serine/threonine kinase activity; ATP binding
Source: RefSeq, a predicted model, not a curated record
AUGUUCCUCUCAACUAAACCGUUAUUCGAUUCCAUCAGGUCACCUCACCAAGCGACACCACCUGAGGUGAAAUGGAUUGCCAAGACAUUUCAUGUGAAUCACUACGAGGUUGAAAAUCUUGGCAAAGGUGGAUUUGGAACAGUUUAUGGAAUCCAACGAAAAGAAAGAGAGGCAUGUACAUUUGAUCACCCCCAUCUUUUGAAGAUCCAUGACUGGGAAAUGGUGGAUGGUCGUCUCUAUAUCAUGUCUGAUCUUAUGCAAGGCAGCAUUGUUUCGUUGGUACUAAGUGAAUAUGAGUGCUGGAGAAUCUUGUAUCAAAUGUCACAGGCGUUGUUGUAUUUACAUGAAUUAUCUUUCAUCCAUAGAGAUGUAAAACCCACCAACAUUUUAUACGCUAAAAAAGGAAAAAGUAUUCAUUAUGUACUGGCAGAUUUUGGUUUAACGCGUUCUGAAGAAACCAUGGGAGAGAGAACAGAUAUGCUGAAAAUGGUACAAGUGGAUUCAUAG